Molecule: messenger RNA, 4014 nt
Organism: Engraulis encrasicolus (European anchovy)
Lineage: Eukaryota; Metazoa; Chordata; Actinopteri; Clupeiformes; Engraulidae
Gene: atp6ap1a
Product: ATPase H+ transporting accessory protein 1a
Exons: 10
Coding region: 27-1466 (479 amino acids)
Source: RefSeq, a predicted model, not a curated record
AACGUCAUUCGUUGAGGAUCCCGAAGAUGGCGGACCUAAAGAUGCUCAGCUGUAGUGUCGUUUUUGUAUUUUUGUGUUGUGCCGCAUCCUUUGGGAAAUGCAACGAUCAAGUACCUUUGAUAAUGUGGACAAGCGCGGGCUCCACUCUCGGGUCCCAAACCCCACCGGCAGCGGGGCACAUCGUGUCUACCUCUCAGUUGGAAUCCUACCUGCAGACUGCUCUUACUAACAGCCCUCAUAAUGUUCUCCUCUUCUUGCAGGACAAGUUGAGCAUGGAUGACUUCACGAUGUAUGGAGGGGUCUUUGGGAACAAGCAAGAAAGCUCAUUCUCCAGUCUCGAGGUGGCGCUGCAGUCCUCCAGCCCUCUGCUGCUGCCGUCAGUGGCUCGCCCCGCGGCGGCGUCUGUGACCGGUAUGCUGCAGGAGCAGCUGGACACCGCGCCCCUCUACAUGGACCCAGAGACCCUGGCCCAGCUCCGCCUCAACGCCUCCGUGGCCGCCCUGCUGGUCUUCCGUCUUCCCUAUGCCACAAGUGCUGAUAUGAUGUCCGCGAAAGAAGUCCUUAGUGGAAAUGAUGAGGUGAUUGGGCAGGUAUUGAGCAUCAUGCACAACCAGGCUGUCCCCUACACUGCUGUCUACACUGGACUGCAGCCAUCUAGAGUGAUCGAGGAUGCCUCCCUGGACAUCCAGUCUGUGGGUGGACGUUCCCUCCUGCAGUCCCGUCGGUACAAGAACAGGAACAGGGAAGAGCAGAAGGAGAAGGAGAAGGCUGGGGUGGCCUACCCCCCUCUGGAGUUCAAGGAGAGCGAGAGCCCGGAGAAGCCCUGCAUCAUGCUGUGGGCCGAGAACCUGACCGUCAGCAUCCUGAGGGAGAACAAGUGGAGCAGGGCCGACCUCUCCAAGGAGACCUUCGGGGAGUCGGCUACCGUCACGCUGCACGGCUCCUUCUGCAACGAAACCCACUCCAGUCUGGCCCUGAACUACAAGGAGGUUCUUGGGUUUAACACAUUCAAAAUCAUCUUCGUGAUGAGCCAGCGCAUGUACAAGGUGUCGGCGCGCCGCUGGUUCACCAUGGAUGAGGUGGUGCUGGAGUACGAGGGCAAGAAGGCCACCUUCAACGGGAGCCGCUCCAUCUACGCCCCGGCCGAGUACUCCUACCGCUGCGAAGUUGUGACCAGCCACCGCUACCCCCAGCUGGUGCCCCGCACCUCCAAGGAUGCCGCCAACCAGUGGAAGCUCUCCUUCAGCGACUUCCAGAUCCAGGGCUUCAGCUUGUCAGGUAAGGACUUCUCGUACGCCAGCGACUGCGCGGGCUUCUUCACGCCGGGCAUCUGGAUGGGGCUGCUGACCUCCCUGCUGAUGGUGCUCAUCCUCACCUACGGCCUGCACAUGAUCAUGCAGCUGCGCACCAUGGACCGCUUCGAUGACCCCAAGGGGCCAGCCAUCUCCGUGCCCCAGACCGAGUAGACGACGCUAACACUAACACUAACACCACUAACACCAGAGGUGACGAUCCCGGGUCCAGAACGUUAAAACCCCCAUGCCGCCGCCAUGAAUUUGAUCCAACCAUCUCGGCUGAUUGUUAUGAGUACCCAAGGCUAUACUACAAAGCUGGUUCAGGAUAAGUUAAGGUUAAGUUAAGAGGUAAAUCAUCUAAUAGAAGAGCUAGAAUAGGAAUAGGAUAGGAAAAGCUCUUGUAUUAGAUGAUUUAUCUCUUAACUUAACCUUAACUCAUCCUGAACCAGCUCAGGUAGGCGAGAUGCUUGUUGAAGUCACUUUUGUUGGAAGGGAGCUGUGUGGCUGGGGUUUUUGACUUCUGAACGCGGAAUGGACACCUCUGAACCAUCCAUACCCAGCAAGCAGGCUGCAAGGCUGGACCUUCCCAUCCCUGCCUCACACCGCCCUGCGCCCUUCUUCUUGUCUUUCAUUCCACUUACCCACACACCCACUCACACACUCCAACCCAGCCCAGCCCAGGUGUCGUUCCCCUCUGUGUGUGAGUGUGUUUGUGUGUGUGUGUUUUUGCCUUCUAAACUUAACCCCAUAUCUUUUCCCUUUUCUGUAUAAGGUCCCUCCACAGCCACCCCCCACAUUCCAUUCAGCUUUCACAUUUCUUAUUUUAUUUUGUGGCUGCAUAAUCAACUUGGUUGAAACAUUCCACCUUGUAAUGUUGCACCCUAUUUUCCGACAUUCUUUUGCUUGUUUUUUUCCUUUACGUUAGAGUACCGAAUUUAUAGAAGGGGCUUGUUUACAUGCUUGCUGGAAAGGCCCAAGUUGUUAGAGUCAGUGGUGUGUAAUACAACAGAAAAAAGGGAGUUGAUUUUGUUGAAUUAUUUUUUUUGUUAAUUUAUUUAUUUUGCAUUACCAGGGGAAAAAUGGGUGUUGAAAGGAGAGAGAAGCACUGCUUCCUUGUGUAAAUGCCACUGUUUAUUGGAACAGUGAUUCUAUAGUAUUGACUGAGUGGCAGCCAUCCUUCUUUUGCACUUAAUCUGUUGUCAAGAAGGGCAGACAUAAGAAUUGGAAUUGGAAAACUAUCAAACAUCAUUAGCAGCCGUGUGCAAUACAAAAGAAGGGACAAUGUCAUUAUUUAUUUUCCUCAUCUCAUUCAGCCUUUUGUACCACACAUCUGCAAAUGAACUGUGUGUGUGCGCGCGCGCAAUGUGUGUGUGUGUGCGUGUGAAUACAUUUAGAUCACUCUAGGGUCCUAUACAGUCAGCUCCAGCAUGGAUAAGUUUGUUUGUUUUGUUCUCCAGGGUGCUCUAGUGUUGGAUCCCAUUGGACCACUGCAUCUCCAUGCAAGCCUGGUAAAAGCAUGAGUUCUCUUUAAUAACAAGACAAGGGUCUUGUUUUAAGGCUCUAAUCAGGGCUGAGACUCUCAGCUAGAAAGCUAAAAAGCCACAGGGUUCACCUAUUACUUUGUAGUUUGGUAGUACAUACAGUGAUAUCUCUUACUCUGACUGCUCUUACUCUGGGGUGCGUUUCUUGAAACCAUAGUUGCUGACUAUGUUAGCUACUUUGCUGUUUCCAAUGUAAUUUCCCAUUGGCAGCUAGCUAACACCUACACUUUAGAGAAACGCACCCCUGUUUUGCUUUUGGAACACUAAGAUGCCCUUUCUCUGGUUUUCAUUUGCCCAUAAACAAAACAGUAUUACUGGACAGAGGAGAAGAGCAUUGUUGGGCUUAGGCGUUGCACUUAAAUACCAUUUACUUAUGUGUAGAUGCCACUAUUCCUGUCAGUCUUAGAUUUUAAAAGGGCGUCUGCUAUGGAGAUUCACCAAGAGCUUCAUGCUUUUACCAGCGUAAUGGGUUUGAUUUUUGGUGGUAUGCUUUACUAAACUAACUGUACAGUGAACAGUGCUUUGGACAUGCAAUGCGUUUUGAAAUAUUGUAAAUAUGAAGAGGAGAUGAAUAUAUUGCUGUAUUUGAGUUAGAAGUUUAUUUAUUGAGUGUACCGGUACAUCCUGGACUUGUGUUUUGUGAUUGGUGAUUUAUGUGUGUGUGUGCCGCGUGUGUAAGCGUGUGUAUGUGUGUGUAAUGACUCUAUAGUUGCCUCGUAGGGUUUUAAUGUGUCUCAUUGUGUGGCUCAUCGGAUCACUUCUGUAAAAAAAAAGAGGGAAUGCUGUCGUAAAAGAUUCUACUGUACCACCGUGUUCUUUUAAGGGAAACACUAUUUGGUGUCAAGCUUAUGUAGCUGUGGCAUAUAUAUUAACGUUCUACAGUGGAGGAAUCCAGACCUCAGCAGGGGAUAUAUAUAUAUUUCAGAUUUCCAGGGGUGUAAUAUGUGGUUUGCUUGGAAGCAAAGUUUCAUGUUAUUUUCCCACUUGGUUAUACAUUGUGAAAUACUAAAAAGGGAUUUGGACUGGAUUCUAUCUGGCUAUAUCUAUGUCGCAGAUGAAAAGAGGAAAAGGGUACCAGUAAUACGUUUGGGAAAAAUUACUGAAACAAAACGGAACUAUGUAAUUCUUGUUGAAUGUUGUGAACACAAAAUGCAAUAAAAAUGAUGGAAAAAAAGGUC